Vigna angularis (adzuki bean) is the source of this 725-nucleotide messenger RNA. RefSeq lists its product as uncharacterized. Gene Ontology annotation, biological process: sterol transport. The transcript has 4 exons. The record is from RefSeq and is a predicted model, not a curated record. Gene Ontology annotation, molecular function: sterol binding. Lineage: Eukaryota; Viridiplantae; Streptophyta; Magnoliopsida; Fabales; Fabaceae. Bases 38 to 529 code for a protein of 163 amino acids.
GUCAUGCGGAGACCAUUUCCAUGCUACUUCCACAAAAAUGGCUACUCACUCUUCUACCACUCUAUACUUCUCUUUUUGCCUAACACUCAUCACUUUCACGCUUUCUUCUUUUCAUGCUCAAGCUGGAUUUCAUGCUCCACACCCAUCUUUCAGAUACUGUGAUACGAAUGCAGCCUAUGCUGUAAAGGUGAAGGGAGUGGAAAUAUUACCUGACCCUGUGGAGAGAGGAGUUCCAUUCACCUUUAAGAUCCCAGCUUACACGCCUGAACCAAUUCAAAGCGGGGACUUAAUAUAUGAAAUUUCAUACGUUGGAGUGGAAGGUCCACCUGCUAUAUUUCUCCAUGAUCUUUGUGAGGAAACACCAUGUCCGGUGCCUGCAGGCAACUUUAUGCUUGUUCACACCGAAUUAUUGCCGCCAUAUACCCCACCGGGCACUUAUGAUGUGAAGCUGACAUUUAAGGAUCAUAAGGAGAAGCUAUUGACUUGCAUCACCUUUCCUUUCAAAAUCGGUGCUACAUCUGCUAUCUAAAUUAUCUAGCGCCAAACAGUUCUUAGAUGCAAUCCAACUCUUGUUAUUUUUGUUUAGGAUGCAGUUUUCAUAUGAACUAGUUAAGUAUCAGGCUAUGAAUGAUACAUAAAUAGCCCAAAAAGAUGUCACUGGCAUCUCCUUUGUAGGGGUCUUAAAUAAAUUUGGACAUUUAAAAAUCCUUAUAGCUUGUUACCAA